AUGGUUUGGGAAUCACUUUUCGAUGUCCUCAAUAAGACAAAAGACACUUGCGACGCGUCGCCACCUGCCACCCCGCCCCGUCCUGCUUCGCUACAGCCUCGGACGGCCUUAUGGAACCUGCUUGAAGGCGACACCUCUGGCGCAAGCGCAUUCAACCCUCAGAGUCCCCUGGGAUCCCUUGAUUUGAAUGGCAUACUGAAAACCUACUUCAAAAUUCCGGAGGACGACGAGGAAAAUGAGAAGGGCAAAGAGAAUGAGAGCCAUCCGUCCGCUGCCUACGACCCUCUCUCGCCGUUCGCUGUUCCGCCGACCGCGAGGACAAUUUAUUCCGUCCGUCGUGCGGUCCCGUCCCUCAGGGUGAACUCUGCGACGACUCCUCCCUCACGCCGAGCGGUUCAACGACCUCCAGCCGUUCGAUCACCUCGAUCCGCCUCUCAGCGUCCCGAGGCGUCGCCCAAUCCCACUCGCCCGUCGGCCCGCGUCAGUCCUUCCUUGUACAGUUUCUCUGGACCUUCUGUGUCUGCCACCAUUCUCCGUAGUUAUGACGGCUCUGGCGCUCCUGACGACGGCGACCUCGAUGAGCCAGACAUUGACGCGUCAGACGAGGAAGAUAGUCGUGCACGACGCGGGGAUAAGGGUAAAGGCCGCGCCAUUGAGCAGGCCUCGGGCUGGGAGGCAAACUUCGAGGCGGGUGACUUCCUGGAUGAUGAACAAAACCUUGGUGCCAAUCCCCGAGAAGUAUUUGGAUCCCUCGACGAAGAAUUGUACACGUAUGUGAAUGCUGACGACCAGGAAGACCUCGAGGAAGAGGCAAGCAACGACACUGAGGAGGACGGGGAUGACGAUGACUACGUGGAGAACAAUGAUGCCACAGAGUCUCCCGCACCAGGGCCCAGCACGGGUGCAGCGUAUUGCUACGGUGCUGGGCCUAUUGCAUCUGCACCAGUCGCAUGGGGAACCCUCCAGCGACAUAAAACACAAGACCAUAUGAACAGGGUCGGUUCAGCACUCGCAACCGAGCAGCUGCCCCAGCGCCACCCAUCCAGUAGCCGCGUCAAGCGCAAGAGGGAUGCCGACAAUGAUGGGUCAGAGCAUGCAGAGGACGCACCACAGUCCGGAGUUGAAGGACCAACAGCGCAAGAUGUACCAGGGCGCAAGCAACCGCGGCAGCCCACGGACAUCCGCAUGUCGGAUGCGGAGAUCCUCAAGACGUACGGCGGUUCAAGGCAUCCUGAACCAACUUGGACGACGCCGGACUACGGCUGCCGCGUCUGGGGAAAGCGUGAAGCAUGGUGCUGUCACUUCUGCAAGAAGACUGUAAAGCUCUGCGGGGGCAUCAAUCGCCAUGUCAAGUCACACCACUAUGCACCGCAGCUCUGGUGCAAGACGUCUGGUUGCCCGUGCACUUGUCGCAAAGGUGUCGGAUUGAGAACUUCACGCAAGUGGGUUAUGACGCGCCAUCUGAAGACGUUCAAGGGCGAUUCCAGGGGAGACGAGCUGGAGGAGUCGGAAAACGAGGAGUCGGAGAUGGAAGAGUCGGAACCCGAGUCACCGAAGAGAAAGUCGAAAAAGGCGAGAAAGGAAUGA
Cyclocybe aegerita is the source of this 1587-nucleotide messenger RNA. The record is from the annotation of a GenBank genome assembly. NCBI's taxonomy places the organism in Eukaryota, Fungi, Basidiomycota, Agaricomycetes, Agaricales, Hemipholiotaceae.